This is a messenger RNA of Nasonia vitripennis (jewel wasp), 3830 nucleotides long. It is a transcript of the gene repo, whose product is annotated as retinal homeobox protein Rx2. Gene Ontology annotation, biological process: regulation of transcription by RNA polymerase II. Gene Ontology annotation, molecular function: DNA-binding transcription factor activity, RNA polymerase II-specific; RNA polymerase II transcription regulatory region sequence-specific DNA binding. The record is from RefSeq and is a predicted model, not a curated record. NCBI's taxonomy places the organism in Eukaryota, Metazoa, Arthropoda, Insecta, Hymenoptera, Pteromalidae. The transcript is spliced from 6 exons. The coding region runs from base 1450 to 2865 and encodes 471 amino acids.
GGCUGCGGCGGCAAGAACGCACGAUGAAAUUAGCCGUUAAUACGCGCGUGUACACACGCAUAGAAUGGGGGUAGUUUGAUUGGGCCAAUUCGAGGCAAUUCCUGGCGAUUGCUGGUUUCAUUGAGCCCGUGAGCGAACGAACGACGCGGCUCUGCUGCUGCUGCUCUCGACAAGCAGUAGUAGCGCGAGAGAGACCGGACUUGGUAGUUGUGCGAUGCUCUCGACGACGACGUCCUACUCGAGACCGACGAGAAUGACGUUCCUGCGCCGGGGGAGGAUUCACCCUUCUCCUUCUUUUCCCGGGGCUAGAUUCGUCGCCAUUUUGUUGGGAGACGAUGGCACAGGUGCGCGAAAUGGCGGCGGCGGCAGUGCGGACUCUUUUGGCGAGGAGAGGGUUGCAUUUUCAUGCGAUUGGCUGAGGUGACGGUGCUCGUGCUUGAGUUUGGUGAUGUGCAGUCGCGUCGUUUUGUGUGUGUUAGUGUGCGUGAAUUGCGUUAUCUCAAAUGUGCAUUUUUGCCAAUCGGUUUUCAUGAGUGAAUAGAUUAUUUUUCAAAAAGUGUCGCAUAGUCUUGAAGUGCAGUUCGAACGAAUGUUGCAACAUCACACGUUAAUCCAAAUUUUCUUCCGGAAUAAAUGUUUCUUUGCGAAAAAAAAGUUUGAGAGUUAAUGUUCUACUUCAUUGUCCAUAUUCAAUUUUGGCUCGAGCUGGAAGUCGUUCCGCGCGUUGUCACGGGCCAAUUUUCCCAAACAAAUUCAUCGACCACUUUUUGAAUUCUCGCGAAAGCCGUGUACACAGUUCCGAAUAUAUAAACAAUGUGUAAAAAGGUCGCAUCUCCAGCAGAAGAAAAUCCAACCAAGCCCACGACGAGAAUACCUCACUCCCCAUUCGUCAGCACGUCUGAACUCUCGUCCCACCCACCCGCAUCUGCGCGAUUGGCCGACUGCUCUGCCGGAGGCGGCCUCGUCGAAAUUAUAUAAACGCUCGCGUGCGCCCGAAGUCCCAGAGCGAAUUAACUCGAGGGGAGGUGGACAACACUAGACUCAUCUCUCCGUCAGUCUGCUCGCGCUUCUCGUCUCUGUCGCAUCUAUCCACUCCGUUUUACAUACCUACACGCAAACGUUAGCAUUCGUACACUCGCAUACACCGCAAGAGUUAAAAAAGGAGUGAGAGAGAGAGAGAGAGAGAGAGAGAGAGAGAGAGAGAGAGAGAGAGAGUCUAAUCAGCGUUAAUUCGCGCGGAAACACCCAUUGCCGCAAUUGAUCGCAAUUGCGACGCCGCGGUGAGAGCCACGUGUGUGUGCGUGUGCAGUGCCGAUUUAGCGCCGAUUUUUCGGGACAGUGCGCUCUAUAGCUGAGGUAUUGCACGAGAAAAGGCCGAGAGAGGAAGUGUCGCGUGUAUAUAGCGGAGCUGUUGGAGAAAAGCUCAGCAAGAUUGAGGUGAUCUACGGGAUGGACGGCGGUCCGUUCGACGACCCGAUUUUCUCGGACUUCGGAGCUCGUGGAGGGACCGGCGUUCAUAGUAUCCAAGUCAUGCUGGGAUUGCACGGAGCGCAUCAUGCUACUGGAGGCGCCGGAACCGGAGCUGCGGGGCCUGAACUUAUGCCACCCGGAGGCGGUCACCUGCACAAGUUGGACUCGUCAGGAGGAUCACCGCCGCAUCAUCAGCCGACGCACCACCAGCUGCACCAACAGCAACAGCACCAUCAGCAACAACAGCAACAUCACCAGCAGCACCAACAGCAGCAAAAGGAUCUGAAGGAACUUGAACUCGCGGGGAUGUACGCGCCGAUGGCCCAGGCGCAGGAUGUGACAACCUCGACGUCGGCACCGCAACCCAACGCGAAUGUGCAACAGCAGCAGCAACAACAACAGGCAAUUCAGAUGGGAAAUUCGCUGAAGAGAAAGAACGAUGAUCCACUUGGUCAGUUAGCGCCUGUGAGCAACGAGGCUCAGCCAGCCAAGAAAGAUUCGAAGAAGAAGGCCGAGAACAACGGCAUCAAGAAGAAAAAGACCAGGACGACCUUCACUGCGUAUCAGUUAGAAGAGCUCGAGAGGGCCUUCGAACGAGCUCCUUACCCGGACGUUUUUGCGCGCGAGGAGUUGGCAUUGAAAUUAGCGCUAUCAGAGUCACGAGUGCAGGUCUGGUUCCAGAACCGACGAGCCAAGUGGCGCAAGCGCGAGCCGCCGCGUAAGACUGCUGGAUACAUGGCUACAGGUUCUGCAAGCCCCGGACUAAGCGGCUCAUUUAACACCCUGAACAGCACGUUAAACCCUUUUGCCUCCUCGACAACGGCGAGCGCUCCUCCGGACGCUUGGGCCUAUUCACCAGCCUACGAUCUAACACCUCACCUGAACAUCCUCAGUCCGUCAAACUCGCCUUAUUCUGCGAGUUUCGGCGGUCCGGGUAACAACGGCACGGCUGCAGCUGCCGCCGCCUACUCCUACGCGACGAUGCUGCCACAGCACGACGCAUCGUUAUUCGCCGCGCCGACGGGCAACGCGAUGCGCGUCCACCAGGAUUACAUGAACGCCAGCAAUAGUCCACCACCGGCACUUGGGCGGGCCGACUACCAAACUAUGGUCACACAACACUCGCCACCGAAUCACAUGGCCCCAGAAGACGAGCAUCAUACGGGGAAGCUGGACUACGUGGGCACGUUGAGCCCGUCGGACAAGUACGGUCAGCACGAGCCAAACGAAUACUCGCAGCAGCCGCCUCAGCAACAGCAGCAGCAGGAUCACAAGAACGACUACGGUAUGCAUUCGCCGACGAGCGCGCGGCAAGCGCUGAAGGACCAGACGCUCGUUAAGAGCGAACCCGGCAGCCAGCAGAAUUUUGUACAGCUGCCUCCUUUUCUGAACUGACACGAACCCUCGGGUUCGGACUAUCUAGAUUUUACAGCUGAGACUGUGCAACCACCGGCUUUGUCCUCUUGCUACAGCUUAGCUCGCGCUCCGUACUGCUAAUGCUAAUUCGUCGAGCGAUAUGCGUUAUAAUGUAAUGCUUUGGUUAUGCGUGAGGUGCUGUUUUUUUUUAUUCUAAAUGACGAGAGAUUGUUUUGAAUGUUGGUGAGAAAUUGUUGUUAUCGACUGGACAACUGAGCGUUUUUUUAUUGUAUGAUUGUUACGAUGUUUUUGUCUCAGUCGGUGAUAGUUUUCACGUUUGUGUUUGGCUCGAAACGCGCCGAACUUGAUAAUUUUGUAAAAUGCUACAUAUAUCAAAGAAAUGCGUAUUUUAUUAACUCUGUUAUUGAACUGGCUAUUGAAUUAAACAAAGGUUUUAAAAAAAGUCUUCGAAUGACUAUAUUUUGAAAUUCUAACAAUUUAAACGUAGUUUAAAGGAAAGCCCCAGACCGUCCUGUUUAUCUGACCAAAUUAACGAACUUAUACCAGUUUGAAUUGAUUAUCAGAGGGCAUUAUCAAAGUUAUGUUCACUCAAAUAGUCUAUAAAUCUGAAGUAUUUUUUAUUCUUCACGAAAUAUUAUAAAUCGUAUACGCAAUACUUCUGUACUUUUGCGCAUAUAAUGUCUAUAUAUGUAUAUGUUAUAAAAAUAUAAAUAUUUUUAUGUUAAAUAAGCGUUUAGCAAUUAGUGCUUUAUCGUAGUGAUUUCAACUAGGAUAUACUUGUAUCAAACAUUCAAUUUGCGAAUAGCGCCUUUUUAUUAUAUUUUUUUUUUGUUUCAAUUUUAUCUUCGUCAACGAUACAAUUAUUCAUGUCUUUGAUAAAAUUAUUAUUGUAUACACUGCGCAUUAGGUUACUAUUCACUCAUGUUUGUUGUCUCUUAAUUCCUGAUGUGUGAAAAUUUUAAUAAAAACUUGCCAAAAUCACA